GCCACACCAAACAUGAAGACUCUUCAGUCAGCCGUUGCGUGACGUCAUCACUCUGCGCCCACCAAAACAAAUGGAAACAUCGACGAGAAAAUGCACACUGUACACCUGGGGCGCUAACAGUUUUGGGCAGCUGGGGCUAAAGAACGCUGAAGAUCAGGUGAAGCCGCAGCGUGCAGAAUAUGGAGAGGAAGCAAGAACAUUACGGGCCAUCACCGGCGGAGGUGGACAUUCAGCGUUCAUUACUGAGUCUGGGGAGCUGCUGGUAUGUGGACAGAAUCACAAAGGCCAGCUUGGACUUGGCCAUGUGUCAGAGGUCAUAACCUUUCAGCUUUGCCAGUUACCUGGUGCCAGGACUGUUCAGCAAGUGUCAUGUGGCUGGGACUUCACCAUCAUUCUUACAGAUGACGGACAUGUCCUGGCAUGUGGCUCAAAUGCUUUUGGUCAGUUGGGCGUCUCGCCACAGACACGAUACACGGCGCAGCCUCUGCUAAUCACGUCUUUAAGGGAACCUGUCAUCAGUGUAACAGCGGGUCUUAGACAUGCACUCGCAGUAACAGGUUCAGGUGGUGUGUAUCAGUGGGGUACAGGUCUGUUAAGUCGAGCGAAACGAGCACUGAAUCCUCAGCCUGUCCCGGCCCACCUCAGCUCCAAGGAGCCCUGCUUAGUCACAGGGCUGGACCAGGUACCUGCCAAGAGUGUGACUGCAGGCUCUGCGCACUGUGCCUGUUUGACAGUGUCCGGUGAUUUGUUCCUAUGGGGCAGCAAUAAACAUGGCCAGCUGUGUAGAAAAGAGACCUUCCUCCCUCUGCCUACAGCUUUAGACCGGUCCCUAUUAAAUGGAGAAAGCGUUUCAGCUAUACACAGUGGCUGGACACACCUAAUCGCCCAAACAGAGAGUGGGAGAGUCCUUACAUGGGGAAGAGCCAGUUAUGGACAGCUUGGGAGACAAGUGACCGUCAAUGACGGUACCGAAUCAAGUCUUCCUUCAGAGGUCAGGACACUUCAUGGAGCCACUCAGAUUGCAUGUGGCUCGGAGCACAACCUUGCCAUCGUCGGAAAUCGGGUCUUUUCCUGGGGUUGGAAUGAGCAUGGAAUGUGUGGAGAUGGUUCUCUUUGUGAUGUCAUCCAGCCGCAGCCAAUCCCUGAUCUCCAGAAAGCCAAAGCUCUCCUGAUUGGCUGUGGAGCAGGACAUUCCUUGGCACUUUGUUGUUUGAAGACCAGUGAGGAUACUGAAAGCUGAACAGUAUUUAGAAAGGUCUCCCUCUACCUCUCUCUCGUUAUCUCUCUCCCUCUCUCUACCUCUCUGUCUCUUGCGCUCUCUCCCCCCUCUCUCUUUCUCUUGCAUUCUCUCUCUCUCUCUCUACAGUGAGGGAAAGAAGUAUUUGGCCACCAUGGCCAAGACCAAAGAGCUCUCCAAGGAUGUCAGGGAGAAGAUUGUAGACCUACACAAGUCUGGAAUGGGCUACAAGACCAUUGCCAAGCAGCUUGGUGAGAAGGUGACAACAGUUGGUGCGAUUCUUCGCAAAUGGAAUAAACACAAAAGAACUGACAAUCUCCCUCGGCCUGGGGCUCCAUGCAAGAUCUCACCUCGUGGAGUUGCAAUGAUCAUGAGAACAGUGAGGAAUCAGCCCAGAACUACGCAGGAGGAUCUUGUCAAUGAUCUCAAGGCAGCUGGGACCAUAGUCACCAAGAAAACAAUUGGUAACGCACUACGCCGUGAAGGACUGAAAUCCUGCAGCGUGCGCAAGGUCCCCCUGCUCAAGAAAGCACAUAUACAUGCCCGUCUGAAGUUUGCCACUGAACAUCUGAAUGAUUCAGAGGACAACUGGGUGAACGUGUUGUGGUCAGAUGAGACCAAAAUGGAACUCUUUGGCAUCAACUCAACUCGCCGUGUUUGGAGGAGGAGGAAUUCUGCCUAUGACCCCAAGAACACCAUCCUCACCGUCAAACAUGGAGGUGGAAACAUUAUGCUUUGGGGGUGUUUUUCUGCUAAGGGGACAGGACAACUUCACCGCAUCAAAGGGACGAUGGACGGGGCCAUGUACCGUCAAAUCUUGGGUGAGAACCUCCUUCCCUCAGCCAGGGCAUUGAACAUGGGUCAUGGAUGGGUAUUCCAGCAUGACAAUGACCCAAAACACACGGCCAAGGCAACACAGGAGUGGCUCAAGAAGAAGCACAUUAAGGUCCUGGAGUUGCCUAGCCAGUCUCCAGACCUUAAUCCCAUAGAAAAUCUGUGGAGGGAGCUGAAGGUUCGAGUUGCCAAACGUCAGCCUCAAAACCUUAAUGACUUGGAGAAGAUCUGCAAAGAGGAGUGGGACAAAAUCCCUCCUGAGAUGUGUGCAAACCUGGUGGCCAACUACAAGAAACGUCUGACCUCUGUAAUUGCCAACAAGGGUUUUGCCACCAAGUACUAAGUCAUGUUUUGCAGAGGGGUCAAAUACUUAUUUCCCUCAUUAAAAUGCAAAUUAAUUUAUAACAUUUUUGACGUGCGUUUUUCUGGAUUUUCUUGUUGUUAUUCUGUCUCUCACUGUUCAAAUAAAUCUACCAUUAAAGUUA
Molecule: messenger RNA, 2556 nt
Organism: Ictalurus punctatus (channel catfish)
Lineage: Eukaryota; Metazoa; Chordata; Actinopteri; Siluriformes; Ictaluridae
Gene: sergef
Product: secretion regulating guanine nucleotide exchange factor
Exons: 12
Coding region: 71-1240 (389 amino acids)
Source: RefSeq, a predicted model, not a curated record